Molecule: messenger RNA, 1545 nt
Organism: Fusarium subglutinans
Lineage: Eukaryota; Fungi; Ascomycota; Sordariomycetes; Hypocreales; Nectriaceae
Product: cell wall assembly cell proliferation coordinating KNR4-like
Exons: 2
Coding region: 1-1545 (514 amino acids)
Source: RefSeq, a predicted model, not a curated record
AUGUCUUUAUUGACCUUUAUCGAUCAGGCUGACCCCGGCGAAGAGGGUUGGUUCAUCCAGCACAAGAUCUCUGAUCUGAUAUCUUUGUUGCUUGAGUCGAAAGAUGCCAGCGACAGUUUGCGCCGAGUCAAGCGCCUAAUCGAGCUCCUUCUGCUCUCCCAUCAUAUUGAUAAAGCUUAUAAACUCAUCAGCGCCUUGUACGAAUAUCACAGUCUUAUACUUGGCCCGUCUGCAUCGAGCAACCAAGAUGCCUUUCAACUGAGCAGUCGGCCUUUCGAUAAUUUUUGGGAGGCCCAUCCUACAUAUAAUAAUCCUUUUCGUGGCCAUAAAGAGAGCUCACGCACGGCGUUGGAUCGGAAAGAAAGGCUUGAAAGGCAACAAUGGCAUGAGUAUAGAGAAUGCACCCGCACUGGCUGGAUGCUUGAGCAUUGCAGCCUACCAGAGCCCGAGGAUGUACAUAUAUGGCGCGAGACUGACGACGAACCGACUAUCGCAAUGUGUGCGCGACUAUUGGCUAAGAGCAAGAUUCCAGGCCAAUACCCUACCCGAGAAAACAUGAAGGAAGCUCUUGCUGCGGCAAAGAAGCUUUAUGCGCAGCCUCAAGUUCCUAUCACCGAGUGGGAACACAAAUGGAACGGACAUCAAACCGUAAGGAGACAUUCUUACUUACUCUAUCGACGACUCGUAGUGGAGCUGGCGAUAAGACUAGGGAAAUUCGAUACUGCCGCCGAAAUUCUGUCCUUAGGACUUCGACUCGAUGGUUUCAACGACAUCGACGGGGGUCAAUUGGACCGGUAUUUAUUCCUGCCAGGAAUUUUCAAAGUAUUACCCCUUUUGGCUCAGAGUAAAAAGGAAGGGAAUCCAUUUUACAUGGAGGCAGAUGAAGCUGAUGUCAUGAUUGAACAAGUCAUAACGGCGUUGAAGAUGCGUGCCCAAAACGGGCGGCAAUGGUCACUUGCACCAGAAAGGGUUGGCUGGAAGGAGUUGCUUGAUAGACUUGCCAGAGCUGCAUGGAUAGUGAACAGCAAAGAGUAUCAAGAACUAGGUCUCACUUGUGCAGAAGAUAUCCUCUAUUCGCCGGCCACAGAGGAGGAUAUAUCAGAAGCUGAAGCUAAAGUUGGUGAGCUGCCAUCUGACUUUAAGGACAUGGUCCGUGUUGCAAACGGGUUUGAAGGAGGUUGGCAUUUUCUCAACGGUGGUAUUAACGGUCUCGAUGACAUUGACCUCGCCGAUGAUGACGUCGAAAACUAUACGUGGUUUCUUGGUGACCUAGACCAAGAUAUUUAUUCCAAAGUCAUUGCCCUUUCACCAGCAACCGAGUGCGAUGGAUUCAUGCAUUUUAUGAUCUCACCAGCACAUUGGCGAAAUCCAGAGAAUAGCAAUAGCGAGACUUUCAGUGACGGAGAAUAUCCGUACUGGCAAUGGGCUUCUUGGCAGGCUGGUGAAACUUCUUGGCAUAGCUUCCGUGAAUGGGUCGCUACUGAGGUUGAGCAACUUGAGAGGAUGGUGAAAAAGGGAAAGACGCUUGAUGAUGAUGAUGAUUGA